AAAAAAAAAAGUCAGAAAAAAGAAGCCAAGCAAGGUCCUUUAGAAAGCCCUUUAAAAGUUUCUUUAGAAGGUCCAGUUCCAAAUCAAAAGCAUCAUUACAUUCCACAAUUUAUUCUGCACAACUUUGCUAUUAAUAAUUAUGAAAGAAAAUUUGUAAUGUCACCAAAUUACCAACAUCAAACCUUAUCGUAUAAGAAAAAUAAGUAUCUUAAUAACGAAAAAGUAAUGCAUGUAGAAAAUGAAUUAUCAUUUCUCGAAAGAAAAGCUUCAAAAAUUAUUCGAAAUAUUUUAGAGAAAUCUCAAAAUGAAAGUCAAAUAGUUUUACUCAGAAAAGACCUAAAUAACCUACGCAAAUUUCUUUUCAUUAUGGGCUAUCGAAAACCUCAUAGAUGUUCUCAGUUUACCAAAGAGAAAUUUGAUUACCCUACUUGGUUGAAGUUAAAAGAAUUCAUGAAUCAGUGCAACUUAAGAAAUGCUCGAGAAGUCUGGCUACAAAAUAUCAUUCAAAUAUUAAAGACUCCGCAUAAAGAAGUAAAAGACAAUCCACUUAUUUUUGAAAUAGAUAGGGAUGAUUACCAACAGCGUAUGUUUGAUUAUUUUCUUGUAAUUUGGCAAGCAGGAGAAAGUGAUGAAUUUUUAAUGACAAACAACGGAUUUGGAAUCUUUGAAGGAGUGUCUGAAGAACUUACCAAAGGAUUGCCUUUUCAAUUUGCCUACCAUUUUUUUUAUGUUAUCUCUCCAAAGUUAGUAUUAGUCCUCUGUCAUUCAUCAUUCCGGCAAGGAUCAGAAGAAUUUCAAAAAUAUUUUUUACAAGAGAAAAUGGGAUUUAGCCACUCCAUAUUUGAAAAUGUCCCCCAUCCAACAGCAACACCAAACUAUGUUAGUCAAAAAUUUUCACCUCAGUGCACUCAUAGCUCUGGCAUGCAAUUUGACAUAGCUAUGAAUAGUAUCGGUCUCAGAAGGCGUAAUAAUGUCACAUUUACCUUUCCAUUUGUCAAAAUCACUUCAUCUGCUGUUCAUCUCGUAAACUCUAUCUUACUCAAUGAAACGCAUGAACAAGAUCUAAUUGUGUCUUUCAUUUCUCCUUCGUCUCUUUAUAAGACAAUUGUUAAAUAUCAUACAAAACAUAAGUACAUUGGUAUUGCUCAGAACUUUUCUAAUUUGAAAAGGAAUUUGUUUAUGACUUUAAACAAAACCCAUGAAGAAGAUUUGUGCCUUCGAAAAAAAAUCCUAGUUGAUCGCUCAGAUUUAGUCAACUUCCGUAAUAUUUGCACUUGCAUUUGCGCUAUAGUCAGAGUUGGUAAUGAAACCAAUGAAAUUUAUCCAUUGAUUUCCAUCCGAACUUUUUUUUCUCAAUGGAUAGCAAAAUUGCCAAUCUUG
This is a messenger RNA of Dentiscutata erythropus, 1380 nucleotides long. The record is from the annotation of a GenBank genome assembly. Lineage: Eukaryota; Fungi; Glomeromycota; Glomeromycetes; Diversisporales; Gigasporaceae.